ACCGCAUCCAUGAAGUCAUCUCCAACAUCUUCGGCCACAGCACACACACACAUAUGUCUGGCAACACCAACACAGACAUCCUACUGGCCGGCGCAGUUGCAGCCUUCACAGUCGACCUCCUCGUCUACCCACUCGACACCAUAAAAACACGCCUUCAAAGCCCGAACUAUAAGACUCUCUUCACGAACAGCACAAAUGGCACCGUCGACCGCGCUCUCUUCCGUGGCGUCUACCAGGGCAUCGGCAGCGUCAUUCUCGCGACUCUCCCCUCCUCAGGCGCAUUCUUCACCACCUACGAAGGCGCAAAGAGCAUCUACACAACAACCCUAACCCGCUCCGGCACACAAACCACCCUCCUCCCCCUCCCCCUCAUCCACGCCCUCGCCAGCGCAACAGCCGAGCUAAUCUCCUGCGCAAUCCUCACCCCAGCCGAAGUAAUCAAGCAAAACGCCCAAAUGGUCCAAAAACAACCCUCCCAAACACACAACACCACAAGUAAACCCCCCUCCACAAACGCCACCCUCUCCACCCUCCGCCGCUUCCAACACAACCCCCUCGCCCUCUGGCGCGGCUAUGCCGCCCUCGCAGGCCGCAACCUGCCAUUCACAGCACUCCAAUUCCCGCUUUUCGAGCGGCUCAAGGAGCGCGGCAAGGCGUAUCGGGAUGAGCGUGGGACGCGCACCGGGUCUGUGCUGGAGACGGGGGUAAUCACGGCGCUGAGUGCGGGGAGUGCGGGGAGUGUGGCGGCUGUGCUGACGACGCCGGUGGAUGUGGUCAAGACGCGCAUCAUGCUGGGUGCGGUGGAUGAUGCUUCCGCUGCCACAGCGAGGAGUGCAGGGACGGAGGGGAGUGGUAAUGGUAAUGGUAAUGGUAAUGGUAAUAGCGGCGGUAAUAAGAGGACACAGGGGCGAAGUAAUGGCACUACUACUGGCAACACGAGCGGCCUCGUCGACGCAUUAGGUCAAAACAUCAAACGAGGCGCUACAAGCGCAAAACAAAUCGCAAGCACGGGGAGCAAAACACGCAAAAGCAGCCUCGCAAUCGCAAAGGAAAUCGUACGAGAUCAGGGGUUCAAGGGCUUAUGGCGAGGCGGUGCGCUCAGGGCCGUGUGGACCAUGCUGGGCAGCGGCUUGUAUCUGGGCGUGUACGAGAGCGGGAGGAUAUACCUGGCGAACCGGCGCGCGGAGGGAUAAUUAAACUAAAAAGUUGGUGAUAGAAUUUUUUCUGUAUGUAAAUAUAAGAACAACUUGAAUGGGGAACAAAUGAAACCCAAUAUUAUGACCGGCGGAAGUUAAACGACUGCGAUCUAGACAAUUUUUUAGACUUGGUACAUGUAUAUAUUAAUCCAGGGAUCAGUUAUCCAUGGAGGACAAAAGGUCUACUUUAAUGCCAGGCUGCCAGCGACGUUGGAGCGAGUCAAUAAC
Messenger RNA from Pseudovirgaria hyperparasitica, 1424 nucleotides. RefSeq names its product mitochondrial carrier. Gene Ontology annotation, cellular component: mitochondrial inner membrane. Lineage: Eukaryota; Fungi; Ascomycota; Dothideomycetes; Acrospermales; Acrospermaceae. The record is from RefSeq and is a predicted model, not a curated record. Bases 54 to 1193 code for a protein of 379 amino acids. The transcript has 3 exons. Gene Ontology annotation, molecular function: S-adenosyl-L-methionine transmembrane transporter activity.